ACUCCUUUGUGGAGGAAGGACGAUGAAGGCAAGACCGUUUGCAACGCAUGUGGCCUCUACUAUAAGCUUCACGGCUCUGCUCGUCCCACUAGUAUGAAAUCCGAUAUUAUUCGCAAGCGCUCUCAACACGACGCUCGUGCGCAGCGCUCCUCCCUCACCGAGCCCCCAAGCGCAUCUAACAUGCCUGGCACUUCUUCUGUUAUGGAGGAGACAGUUUCAGAACUGGUUCUGGUCGUUCUUGCUGCAACAGAUACGGCUUUGUUAAUGUAA
Molecule: messenger RNA, 270 nt
Organism: Suillus plorans
Lineage: Eukaryota; Fungi; Basidiomycota; Agaricomycetes; Boletales; Suillaceae
Exons: 2
Biological process (GO): positive regulation of transcription by RNA polymerase II; negative regulation of transcription by RNA polymerase II
Molecular function (GO): RNA polymerase II cis-regulatory region sequence-specific DNA binding; zinc ion binding; DNA-binding transcription factor activity, RNA polymerase II-specific
Source: RefSeq, a predicted model, not a curated record